AUGUAUUAAUUAUAUCUUGAAGAUUAUAAAGGAAUUGAAGAAUAUGUAUCAUAUUUUUUAAUUUUAGGGAUUUAAGGGGGAGUGAGAUAUAUGAUUAGUAUAACUUUUUCAUGGAGCAAUGAAAUGGCUAUUUAAUUUUCAAUUGUAUCUUAAGAUACUAAUUUUAGUACUUAAAAUAGAGGAGAGGCAUAAAGUAAUGAAGAAUUGAUUGCGCAUUAGACAGCUGAUAUUAUAGGUGAACAAGUGCAGUUUUGA
This is a messenger RNA of Paramecium octaurelia, 255 nucleotides long. NCBI's taxonomy places the organism in Eukaryota, Ciliophora, Oligohymenophorea, Peniculida, Parameciidae. The record is from the annotation of a GenBank genome assembly.